AUGGCGGGUGGCUUCCAAAGCAUCCUGCAAUCUACAAGGCCUUCAUUGAUAAUCUCGUUCACCGCGCUCUGCGCUCUGCGCCGUUCCGCUGAUUCCACCUCACAUGAACCUGCUGUUGCAGCUUUCGGGGAAGCGAUCCAAGGGGAUCCCGUCAUGAAGUCUCUGUUCGACCAAAUAUUCCUACAGGUUGAUAGGCGGAACAAGGUGACGGACUUCGAACACUUGUUGUCCUGGCUCGACUGUAUCAUCGUGACAGCGCCCAAGUAUGAGGUAGCAACAGACGAGAAUGGCGAUGUGAUUGGCGAGCCUAUCGGGGUGCCUAUUUACCUCAUUUUCGAUUUGCUUAGCAACACAGCUGCAGCCUAUGACCUGUUCCGCAUGAAGGAGUUCAACCGUGCGCUCAAAGCCUUGUUGGAGAACUGGGGAAAAUUCCUCAUGGAACCUGGAUCGAAUUUAACGCUCAAUACGACUGACCAAGGCUGGUUUGGUAAGGCUGGAAUUACCAGUCUCGAGACGCAUCUGGGGAAAUAUAGCUUCGAGCAGACGUACAAGUGUCCUGACGCGGCAGCUGAUAACCGUGGGUUUACAACCUGGGAUGCCUUCUUCACUCGAGCGCUCCAUGAUGGUGUGCGCCCCAUCGUAACCCAAGAUAAUCAUCCCGUUACAUUCCCAGGUGGACUCCACACUCGGACUGUUGUAGAGCCGACUCUCAUCUAUAGCGCCUGCGAGUCCACCGUUCUACGCAUUCGCAGGGACGUGAAGCAACAUGAUCAGUUUUGGCUCAAAGGCCAGCAAUACUCCCUUUAUAACAUGUUGAACCGCAGCGAUUACUACGCCAAGUUGUUCGAGGGCGGGACUGUGUAUCAAGCAUUCCUCAGUCCCCUCGACUACCACCGCUGGCACAGCCCCAUCAAGGGCACAAUCACGGAUAUUGUCGUGGUUGACGGAACAUAUUAUGCCGUGCUUCCAGAUGCCGGGGCAGACCACGGUGACCCUGAUCUCCCAGAGGGUGACCCUCAUGGUGCAUUGAUUCGCUCCCAGCCCUUCCUCACCAUCGAGGCCGCUCGUGUGCUGAUUUACAUCAAGUCAGAAGACAUCAACAUCGGCACAAUGUGCUUCAUAGGUGUGGGGAUGGCGGAGGUGUCGACUUGUCAGGUGACAGUGAAGAAAGGCCAAGCGGUGGAGCCGGGGACGGAACUUGGAAUGUUCCACUUUGGCGGGUCCUCACACGCCCUCGUAUUUUCCAAGGGCACCGAAUUUCAUGAGGGAGAUGAGAUCAAAGAGGGCAAACACGUCUGGGUCAAUUCGGUUCUCGGUGUAGCUACUCACAAGCAAGACUCGGAGUGA
Molecule: messenger RNA, 1347 nt
Organism: Suillus plorans
Lineage: Eukaryota; Fungi; Basidiomycota; Agaricomycetes; Boletales; Suillaceae
Product: phosphatidylserine decarboxylase
Exons: 2
Coding region: 1-1347 (448 amino acids)
Biological process (GO): phosphatidylethanolamine biosynthetic process
Cellular component (GO): mitochondrion
Molecular function (GO): phosphatidylserine decarboxylase activity
Source: RefSeq, a predicted model, not a curated record